Salvia splendens (bonfire salvia) is the source of this 816-nucleotide messenger RNA. RefSeq names its product EPIDERMAL PATTERNING FACTOR-like protein 2. The transcript is spliced from 2 exons. Bases 283 to 717 code for a protein of 144 amino acids. Lineage: Eukaryota; Viridiplantae; Streptophyta; Magnoliopsida; Lamiales; Lamiaceae. Gene Ontology annotation, biological process: stomatal complex development; guard cell differentiation. The record is from RefSeq and is a predicted model, not a curated record.
AUGAAUGAUUAAAUAAAUACUCAAAUAAUUAAAUUGAUAAAAAAUAUCUAUAUAAUAAUAAUAAUAAUAAUAAAUAAAUAGAAUAAAAAAAGGUGUAACAUUGGAAAGAUCCGAGAGAAUAUAUGCCAUCAUGCAGCAUUUAAUGCUGCAUUAAUUAGAGAGCAGGAGGAAAUCAUAUCCUCUGACAAAAUAUAUUUUUAAAGAUAAGUGUCACUACCAUCUUCCAUCUUUUGUAUAAGUAUGUAGAUAUCACAAUCAUUUUUUUAUCACCUACACAUCACUAUGAAACCCCAAAAUAGAGACUUUGUCCCCAAGUUUCAUAAACAAACUGCCAAAAUAGAAGCAGCUGCCUCUCCUCACCUCCUCCUCCUCCCCGCUCUUCGACACCUAAAGUUUCACAAGGAAAUGGGUGCAGCGAGUAGUAGCAAGGAGCGAGAGGAGCCCCACAACAAAGAACGAAUUACCAAGCAAGGUGGGAUUAGGGCAACAUCAUCAUCAUUGAAAGAUGAGGAGGAGGUGAGGAAGAUGGUGUUGGGGUCAAGGCCACCUGCUUGUGUCAACAAGUGCAUGACUUGCAGGCCAUGCGAGGCUACUUUGGUAAUUCCACCUCAUCAAACCAAGAAAUGGGGAGUGUCUAUAUCAUCUCACAGAGAAGAUGACACCUACUAUCUUCUAUCUUGGAAAUGCAGGUGUGGGAAUAAGCUUUAUCAACCUUAAUUAUCUCCUAUUUCUACUACUCUAUUAUUUUGUACUAUCAGACUCCACUUUGUGUUUAUUCAAUUUAUUAAUAAAAAUUAGUAAUUUAUAUUUGGUGUA